AUGGGGCUGGGGCAGUGCCUGGCAGCCGCCUUCCUCCUCCUCCUGGGCUUGAGCGCAGGUCAGCGGGUGGUGACUGUUCAGAAGGGACCCCUCUACCGUGUGAGGGGGUCCCACGUCACGCUGUGGUGCAAGGUGAGCGGCUACCAGGGCCCGUCGGAGCAGAACUUCCAGUGGUCCAUCUACCUGCCCUCGGCCCCGGAGCGGGAGGUGCAGAUCGUCAGCACCGUCGACCCGUCCUUCCCCUACGCCAUCUACACCCAGCGCGUGCGCAGCCGCGGCAUCUACGUGGAGCGGGUGCAGGGGGACGCCGUCCUGCUGCACAUCACCGACCUGCAGGACCGGGACGCCGGCGAGUACGAGUGCCACACGCCCAACACCGACGAGAGGUACUUCGGGAGUUACAGCGCCAAGAUGAACCUCGUGGUGAUCGCAGACACCCUCUCUGCUUCCAUGGCACCGCAGGUCCUCACCCGCACCGAAGGGGAAGCGGUGGAGCUCACCUGUGAGGUGUCCAAGUUCACUGCCCAGCACACGCAUCUCUCAGUUGGCUGGUACCAUCUUCAUGGAGCAGGAGAGCACCACACUGAGGAGGUCCUCACCCUCUCCAAGGACUUUGUCUUGAAGCCAGGGCCCUCUUACACACAGAGGUUUCUGUCGGGAAAUGUGCGGCUGAACAAGGUUGGGAACACCACGUACAAGCUCUCCAUCGCAGGAGCGGAACCCUCUGACCAGGGGCAGCUGUACUGCGAGGCAGCUGAGUGGAUUGAGGAUCCUGAUGGGAUGUGGAAGGACAUCUCCCGCAAGCAAACGGGGACGACAUCGCUGGUGAUCAUGAGCCUGGGUAGAAACAUCUCCGUGGACAUUGCUGCUGCUGCAAGUUCCCUUUCUGAAGGUGAUGCCUUGCAGCUAAAGUGCAUGGUGGGAGCCAAGAAGAGCAACAGCAGGCACUUUCAAGUGCGUUGGCUCCUCAACGGCGUGGAAGUGGCCAGGGUUGACCCCCAUGGGGUAUUGAGUUUGGAGGGAGAAUAUGAGGAGAGAGUGAAGCUGGGGCGGCUCCAAGCGUUCAAGCAAAGCAACACGUUUUAUGUCCUCACCAUCUAUGAGGUGGGGCUGAAGGACAACGGCACAUACUGCUGCUCUGUUUCGGAGGUGAAGACUCCUGGAGACGUUCAUAGCAUCCACACCACUCUGUCAUCAGGCAUCCAAGUCAAUGUGAAGCAGAGAGAGAGCCGGAUGCGCGUGUCCGUGUCCACCAGCACACCACGGGUCGUGGCAGGAGAUGCCCUGAUCCUGCUUUGUGAGGUGCAAGGAGCCACCAGCCCUGUGUUGGUGAAGUGGUGGCACCUGCCACCGCACCACCCGGGUCCUAGGGAGCUGGUGGCCACCAUGGAGCAAGAUGGCACCCUGAGCCUGGGCAGUGCCUACCGGGACAGUGGGAUUCGGGGGAGCCUCCGGCUGGAGAAAGCGAGCUCUGGUGCUUUCACCCUGGUGAUUCCCAACACGUUGGAUGAGGAUGAUGGCGGGCGGUAUGGCUGUGAAGUGACAGAGAGGUCCCGAGGCCAGAGCUGGACAAAGCAGGGGGAGACAGCAGUGACAGUGAGCUCCAUGGGUCUUGGUCUGCACACCACGCUGAGAAGCCGAACUGCCACUGUCAAAUACGGGCAGAGUUUUGAACUCAUCUGCCAAGUGAGCGCUAACUAUACCCUCAAGGAGGUACCAGUGUCUGUAAAGUGGUUCUUCCAGCCCAGCGUGCCCGGUGGCCACUACCACGAGCUGGACCACAGCACCCUGGCCUGUGGGACUUCACAGCCACACUUCCAGGGGAAAGCCUUGUUGACGAAGGCUGACGCAUCCUUCAGGCUGCACAUCCACAGUGCGGCGCCUGCCAACAACGGGACGUACCGGUGUGAGGUGGAGGUCUGGAGGAGGAGCACCCUGCUGUUGGGGCUGCCAGCAGCCACCACCAGGUCCAAUCCUGUGGGGAUAAAGGUGGUGCUGCCAGAAAGCAAGCUUCGGGUGGCUGCAGAAGAUCACUCUGUGGAGAUUGCUGGUGGUGCUGAUACAGCCAUUGAGUGCAGAAUCGUGUUUGCCCACAAUACUUCUCAGCUUGCUGUUACCUGGUACCUCCUGCCUCCUCCUCCAGCAGAUGCAUCUCCCAUGCAAAUCAUAAGGGCUGACUACAGCGGUACACUGAAAUACGGGGCUGAGUUCAGCUCUCCUCUACAGAAGUCCCGGUUCCUCAGCCAGAGGGUGUCCAACAAUGUUUUCUGGCUGCAUAUACUCUCUGCAGACCCCAGGGACCAGGGCAGGUACUACUGUGUGGUUGAGGAAUGGCACUGGCUUGCAGGCCACUGGUACAAACUUGGAGAGGAAGCAUCAGGAAGGACCACGCUGGAGUUCAAGCUCCCAGGGCACGAACUGCAGCUGGAGAAAACCAACCGCAGCAUCUCGGCCAGGGAGGGAGAGGAGGUGACGCUGCGCUGCCUGCUGCUGGGUGCCCGCCUGCCCGACACCCGCCUCUCGGCCACAUGGUUUAGGGGCAACGAGAGCAGCCACAUCAGGCCCCUGCUCACUCUCCACCGCGACGGCUCCGUCGAGUACCCCCUGGAGAGCCUGGCAGGGAGGCUGCACCUCCGCCGCCCCGCUGCCAACGACUUCAGCUUGACACUGCGCAGCGUGGAGGAGGGCGAUGCUGGGCUGUACCACUGCUGGGUGCAGGAGUGGCAGCAGCAGGAAG
This is a messenger RNA of Nestor notabilis (Kea), 2737 nucleotides long. RefSeq names its product CD101 molecule (gene CD101). The annotation marks the transcript as partial. The record is from RefSeq and is a predicted model, not a curated record. The transcript is spliced from 8 exons. Lineage: Eukaryota; Metazoa; Chordata; Aves; Psittaciformes; Psittacidae.